AUGGAAUCAAGGAACCAAACAUUGGUUGUGGAAUUCCUUCUCCUGGGACUUUCAGAAGAUCCAGAAUUGCAGCCUCUCAUCUUCAUAUUAUUCCUCUCUGUGUACUUGGUCACAGUCAGUGGAAACCUACUGAUUGUGCUGGCCAUCCUCUCUGAUCCACACCUCCACACGCCCAUGUACUUCUUCCUCGCUAACUUGUCCAUGGUGGACAUCUGCUUCACCUCCACCACCAUCCCCAAGAUGCUGGUGAACAUCCAGAUGCAGAGCAGAGCCAUCAGCUAUGCAGGCUGCACCACGCAGAUGUUCUUCUUUCUCCUAUUUGGAGAUUUGGAUGACUUUCUUCUGGCUGUAAUGGCCUAUGAUCGGUUUGUGGCCAUCUGCCAUCCUCUGCACUAUUCAGUCAUCAUGAACCCCCAUCUCUGUGUGCAGCUGGUUCUGGUGUGCUGGAUCAUCAGUGUCCUGCCUGCAUUUUUAAACAGCUUACUGGUGCUGAGGCUGAGUUUCUGCACACAUGUGGCAAUCCCUCACUUUUUCUGUGAAUUGAAUCAGGUUAUUAAUAGAGCCUGUUCUGACACCUUUCUUAAUGACCUCAUGAUGUAUUUUGCAACUGUGCUGGGAGGAGGUCCCCUGGCUGGAAUCCUGUACUCUUACUCCAAGAUUGUCUACUCCAUCUGUGCCAUCUCGUCAGCUCGGGGCAAGUAUAAAGCCUUUUCCACCUGUGCCUCUCACCUCUCUGUUGUUUCCUUGUUUUAUGGAACAGCACUGGGUGUAUAUCUCAGUUCAACUGCUACGCAAAACUCACACUCAACUGCAGCAGCCUCGGUUAUUUAUACCGUGGUCACCCCCAUGUUGAACCCCUUCAUCUACAGUCUCAGGAAUAACGAUAUCCAGAGGGCUCUCACCCUCUUGAUUACUUAG
This is a messenger RNA of Ochotona curzoniae (black-lipped pika), 918 nucleotides long. Its product is annotated as olfactory receptor 7A10-like. The coding region runs from base 1 to 918 and encodes 305 amino acids. Gene Ontology annotation, biological process: G protein-coupled receptor signaling pathway. Gene Ontology annotation, molecular function: olfactory receptor activity; G protein-coupled receptor activity. The record is from RefSeq and is a predicted model, not a curated record. The transcript is spliced from 2 exons. NCBI's taxonomy places the organism in Eukaryota, Metazoa, Chordata, Mammalia, Lagomorpha, Ochotonidae. Gene Ontology annotation, cellular component: membrane.